Lentinula edodes (shiitake mushroom) is the source of this 1209-nucleotide messenger RNA. Its product is annotated as putative aquaporin 2. The record is from RefSeq and is a predicted model, not a curated record. Bases 175 to 1155 code for a protein of 326 amino acids. The transcript is spliced from 10 exons. Gene Ontology annotation, cellular component: plasma membrane. Gene Ontology annotation, biological process: water transport; glycerol transmembrane transport. Lineage: Eukaryota; Fungi; Basidiomycota; Agaricomycetes; Agaricales; Omphalotaceae. Gene Ontology annotation, molecular function: glycerol channel activity; water channel activity.
GGGACUUACUCUAUCGAGACAGGUAAGGACAGGCACAACCGCGCUCAUGAUCUCUCAUGAUCCCCUCAUCUGAUCAAGUUAAUACUAUGAGAUUUCAAUACCCACAUUAGGCCAAGGUGUUCUUUCAUAUAUAAAUGUCAGAUUCAUACCUUCAUGUAAUCUCUCCGCCUUGCCAUGUCCACCAACGUUGUCCACCUUCGUGAUGUUCAAGCCCGCUCAAAGUUUUUCACCGUUUGGGAAAGGCAUAGGCACACAACGGUACACUGGCUCGUUGAAUGUUUUGCUGAAUUCUUGGGGGUGUUUUUCUACGUAUACGCUGGUGUUGGAUCACAAGUUCCCUUCAUCGUCGGCCCCAUAUUGAGUAUCGAUGGGCUUAGCUCUGUGCUCCAAAUUGGCCUGGCGUACGCAUGCGGAAUAAUCUUUGCUAUCAGCAUUUGCGGUGCUACAUCUGGAGGUCAUUUCAAUCCUGCAGUCACUUUGACCCUGGUAUUAUUCAAAGGUUUCCCCCCCUUCAAAGCUGUCAGAUACAUAAUUGCCCAAAUCCUUGGUGGAUACAUCGCCUGCCUGCUCAUAUAUGUCCAAUGGCACGAUCUUAUCAAAGAGAGCGAGCUUGUACUAGCUGCUGCGGGCACCCUCGACGCUACUUUAUUCACUCCUCAAGGUCCAGCGGGCGCCUUCGGCCUCUAUGUUAUUCCAGGGCUGAAUCUGGGUGGGGUAUUCCUGAACGAGUUCGUUACCGAUAUCUUUCUAGCACUUGUGAUUUGGGGAAGCAUCGACCCGACCAACGUGUUGAUCCCUCCCCAACUAGCGCCUUUUGUGAUUGCGCUCGCUUAUGCGGCGGCAAUCUGGGGGUUUGCAACACCAGCGUUGGCGGCCAAUCCUGCUCGCGAUCUCGGAGGAAGGCUCGCAGCUAUGACCAUCUGGGGAACAAAAGCUGCUGGAGGUCGUUACGCCGCAAUCGCUGCUUUAACUAGUAUUCCCGCGACAAUGCUCGGAGUAUUCAUACAUGAAUUAUUCCUUACUGACUACGCAAGGGUGAUUCCCUCCUCUCAACGUGAAUAUAUGGAGGUACACCACAAUCACGCCCAUGCUCCCGGUAAAGCCGCAUCAGACGUGUCUUCAAACGAAAAGGCCGACCUUGAGCAUAAUGCAUGAUAUAAGAUACUGAAUCCAAUUUUGAUUUUCUGAGGGCGAGGGGGGGUUACGAGG